Molecule: messenger RNA, 852 nt
Organism: Drosophila elegans
Lineage: Eukaryota; Metazoa; Arthropoda; Insecta; Diptera; Drosophilidae
Gene: Fer3
Product: protein Fer3
Exons: 2
Coding region: 113-700 (195 amino acids)
Biological process (GO): developmental process; regulation of transcription by RNA polymerase II
Molecular function (GO): protein dimerization activity; RNA polymerase II transcription regulatory region sequence-specific DNA binding; DNA-binding transcription factor activity, RNA polymerase II-specific
Source: RefSeq, a predicted model, not a curated record
GCAGUCCGUAAGGACAAUCAGAAUUUAUUGCAACGCAGUCUUCCAAGCAGAACAGACCCAAGGUCUUCCCAUUGCAGUAGCUAUCCGAUUUGGCAGUCGACCGUUAAGAGUUAUGCAGCAUCCGCAUCCCAGUGACCAGCCCACCUACAUGCCGGAGGUUCCGUUCCAGCCCCUUUGGGGUCAGGAAGCCCCACCGCCGCCCAUAGUGCCAUACCAGGAGCUCAUUGCCGGAUUUCCCUGCUCCGAUUUGUCUCUGUGGCAGCGCUCGCAAGUAACUCCCCUGGUGGCCCAGCGUCCGUCAACAAAUGGAAGGGCCAACGGCUCGUCCAGCUCCUCGAAGAAAACCCGUCGCCGAGUGGCCUCGAUGGCCCAAAGGAGAGCUGCAAAUAUCCGCGAACGCCGACGGAUGUUUAACCUGAACGAGGCGUUCGAUAAACUGCGCCGAAAAGUGCCCACCUUCGCCUACGAGAAGCGACUGUCCCGCAUCGAAACCCUUCGCCUGGCCAUCACCUACAUCGGAUUCAUGGCGGAGCUGCUCAGCGGCACGCCCUCGAAUUCCCACAAGUCCCGCUCGGACGUCUAUGGCAGCAUGAACGGACACCAUCAGGCGCCACCGCCGGCGAUCCAUCCUCACCACUUGCAUCCGGCGGCAGCCUAUCAACGCGACUUUGCGUCGCCCUACAAUCACAGUUUGACCUAGAAAGGUUAGUCGGGACACCAAAUAAUGUAAUACGGUUAUUAUAAUAUUAACUUCAAAUUGAUUUGGCAAUAUUGUUUUUCUGUGACUCAAAUAACCUACAAACUUCCAUAUUCCUUGUCAGAAAAAUUUAUGUUUAAUAAUUGUAAAUAUAA